GUCUUCCUCCAUCCUUCAUCAUCAGCAUCAUUUCCUUCAGUUGCUCCGCCGCGUUAGCUUCGACUGAACGGGGACACUUUCAGACCGGAGAGAGCCCUACUGGCGCCUAUAAACUAUAUCACAAAAGUAUGAUUCUUGGCGCAAAAAAAUUAUGACUUAAAAGCCGUAUAUAGACAGAAGCUUCUCUUUUGCUGCGUUAAGUUAAGCUAGUGGUUAGCAAGAGGACCGUUUCCAACGGCUGCGGCACGCGCCACAUCCCAGCCGCGACAGAUGCCCAGCGUGACGGUGAAAGAUGUCAACCAGCAGGAGUUUGUCAAGGCGUUGUCAGCUUUCCUUAAAAAAUCUGGGAAACUAAAGGUCCCAGAGUGGGUCGACACUGUGAAGCUGGCCAGACACAAGGAGCUAGCUCCGUGCGAUGACAACUGGUUUUACACCAGAGCAGCGUCCACAGCCCGCCACCUCUACCUGCGAGGAGGUGUGGGAGUGGGCGCCAUGAUCAAGAUCUAUGGAGGUCGCCAGCGGAACGGCGUAUGCCCCGCCCACUUCAGCGUGGGCUCCAGGAACGUCGCAAGGAAGGUUCUUCAAGCCCUGGAGGGCCUCAAGAUGGUGGAGAAAGACCCCAAUGGCGGUCGUCGACUCACUCCUCAAGGUCAGAGGGAUUUAGACAGAAUCGCUGGACAGGUCGCCUCUGCAAACAAGAAACAGCGAAGUUUACAAAGCGCCGCCUGAGGAAAGCAUCCACAGCGUAUUUAUUCACUUUUUAUUUGCUUGUCUUUUCAUCUCAGCCUGGUUCCCACUCUGUCCAAGGACAGCAGACAGAGAUGCAUGAGUCUGCAGU
Messenger RNA from Poeciliopsis prolifica (blackstripe livebearer), 838 nucleotides. Its product is annotated as 40S ribosomal protein S19. The transcript has 6 exons. Lineage: Eukaryota; Metazoa; Chordata; Actinopteri; Cyprinodontiformes; Poeciliidae. Gene Ontology annotation, cellular component: ribosome; cytosolic small ribosomal subunit. Bases 271 to 729 code for a protein of 152 amino acids. The record is from RefSeq and is a predicted model, not a curated record. Gene Ontology annotation, biological process: ribosomal small subunit assembly; translation. Gene Ontology annotation, molecular function: structural constituent of ribosome; RNA binding.